UACGUUUUUUUCUCAAUCCGUUGUCCUUCCCGCAGAGCCAGGCCGACGGCCGUCUCUCUCUCUCUCUCGUUCUUCGGUUCCUCCUGCUCUGUUCGCUGACCGGAGAUGCCGUCGAGGCUCGCCAAUCGCCGGCGUCCCUCUCUCUCUCUCCCUGUUGCUGUUCGUCCGGUCGUUGAAGCAGGGACGCCGUCCGCUCGUCUCUGUCUAUGGGAGCAGCAGCGUUGCCGUGACUCGCCGCCGACUCCAGCGGUUCCAACCGACGUCCCUGUCCCGUCCAUCCGUCGUGCGCAGCAUGCCGGUGAAACAAGGGGAAAGUUGCAGCGGCGGGUUUCCUCCGAUUCAAGUUGAAUUCGUCGAUUUUCGAGGUGACAAAUUUCUGACCUGGAAGAUGGAAAUUCAAUCUCAAAACAGCUGGCCACCUAUGGUGUAUAUGAAAAGCAAAGAUUCUCCAAGCGGCUUCGCACGCAGAUAGAUAUCGAUAAUUUAUGUACUUCUAUGGUUCAUUGUACCCAACCGCAUUAUUAUAAUUACUUUCUGAUUGUCCU
Molecule: messenger RNA, 545 nt
Organism: Cuscuta campestris
Lineage: Eukaryota; Viridiplantae; Streptophyta; Magnoliopsida; Solanales; Convolvulaceae
Source: the annotation of a GenBank genome assembly